This is a messenger RNA of Spodoptera littoralis (African cotton leafworm), 1956 nucleotides long. Lineage: Eukaryota; Metazoa; Arthropoda; Insecta; Lepidoptera; Noctuidae. The record is from the annotation of a GenBank genome assembly.
AUGGUGCUCGUACUCGCUGCGCUCGGGGCCGCCUGUGCCGCCGUUUUGUUCACUCAAGGAUUCCUUUGUAUGUUGGUGUCUAUUAUAAUACUUGGUAUUGUUUACCUCCUCGCAUUCCACCAACGCUGGUGUUACGUCGCUAUCAAAACUACUCCAAGAGAUCUCAGGGCUCUAUUGUCAUACAUAAAGAUCUUAUGGAUAACAAGGAAGUUUAGUAGCAAGGAUUUGACUUUGCCGGAUAUAUUCCAUGAUGUUGUCAGUAGACAUCCAGACAAACCAUGUUUCUUGUUCCAAGAUGAAGUCUGGACUUUCAAAGAGGUAGAAGACUACAGUUUACGAGUCACAGCAGUACUUAAAGCUCAAGGCAUAAAGAAAGGAAGCAUUGUAGGACUAUUAGUGAACAACUGCCCACAACAGCCGGCUCUGUGGAUGGGAAUAGCUAGACUAGGAGCUAUCACACCUCUUAUCAACACCAACCAAAGAGGGAAUGCCUUAAUCCAUUCAGUGAACGUAGCUAAAUGUGACGCACUAAUAUUCUCCGACGAAUACCAAUCAGCUAUCCAAGAUGUAGCCAAAGACUUGAGCCCAUCUUUAAAGUUAUUCAAGUUCUCCCAACGACCUUUGAAGACUUCCAAUUCGAAGUCUGAAGGCAGUGGGGAUGGUAUCGCCGAUUUCACCAACUUGGUGGAGACCACAUCGCCAGCACCCUGGACAUUGGCUGAUGCUGACGGGUUCCAAGGAAAGCUGUUGUAUAUCUACACGUCUGGAACUACUGGAUUGCCUAAAGCAGCUGUUAUUUCUAAUGCUAGGUUCGUCUUUAUGGCAACUGGACUUCAUUACAUGGGUUUGGAAGGGAACGAUGUGUUCUACUGCCCUCUACCUCUCUACCAUACGGCGGGAGGAGUGAUUAGUGUCGGCCAAGCUGUAAUAUUUGGCUGCACAGUCGCACUCAAGACGAAAUUCUCCGCUUCUCAGUACUUCCCCGACUGCGUCAAGUAUAAGGCCACGGCUGCCCAUUACAUAGGCGAGAUGUGUCGCUACGUGUUGGCCACGCCCCCCUCGCCUGCGGACACGCAGCAUAGCGUGCGUGUCAUCUAUGGCAACGGACUUAGACCUCAGAUCUGGAAAGACUUCGUGAAGAGAUUCAACAUCCAGUCGGUGACAGAGUUUUACGGAGCGACUGAAGGAAAUGCCAACAUAGCGAACGUGGACGGUACACCAGGUGCCAUUGGCUUUGUAUCCAGGAUAUUCCCUAAAGUAUACCCCAUCGCCAUCAUCAAAGUGAACCAGGAGACUGGAGAGCCUAUUCGAAACUCAAAAGGACUUUGUCAGUUAGCGGAACCGAACGAGCCUGGAGUAUUCAUCGGCAAGAUCCAAGCAAGCAACCCAGCACGUCAAUACCUCGGCUACGUGGACAAGGCAGCUUCGGACAAGAAGGUCGUUCAUAAUGUCUUCCAUUUCGGAGACUCUGCGUUUAUAUCAGGUGACAUCUUAGUAGCAGAUGAGUUUGGCUACCUCUUCUUCCGCGACCGAACUGGUGACACAUUUAGAUGGCGCGGCGAAAAUGUAUCCACCACAGAAGUCGAAGCCGCCAUCUCUAGAGUAGCUGACCAUAGAGACGCUGUCGUUUAUGGUGUAUUGGUACCCAACACGGAGGGUAGAGCGGGCAUGUGUGGUAUAGUGGACGUGGACGGUACCCUGGACCUGGACAAACUGUGCAGGGACCUGGCGAGAGACCUGCCUGUAUACGCGAGACCUGUGUUCAUCAGGGUCAUGGACAGCUUAGACAUGACUGGUACAUUUAAAAUGAAGAAGACUGAUCUACAAAAGGAUGGUUUUGAUCCGAAACUAGCCAAGAAGGACAAGCUUUACUACUUAGAUCUAAAACAAGGUCGGUAUCUACCGCUAGGCGUGGAAGAGUAUGACAAAAUCAUUAGUGGACAAAUUAGGCUGUGA